Glycine soja is the source of this 823-nucleotide messenger RNA. Its product is annotated as ethylene-responsive transcription factor 1B-like. Gene Ontology annotation, biological process: ethylene-activated signaling pathway; regulation of DNA-templated transcription. The coding region runs from base 27 to 689 and encodes 220 amino acids. NCBI's taxonomy places the organism in Eukaryota, Viridiplantae, Streptophyta, Magnoliopsida, Fabales, Fabaceae. The record is from RefSeq and is a predicted model, not a curated record. The transcript has a single exon. Gene Ontology annotation, molecular function: DNA-binding transcription factor activity; DNA binding.
AGUUAGUUGUCUACAAGCCUAGUAACAUGACUUCCCCUUUGUUUCAGAGCCCAUGUUAUUGGGACAUGUUGCAGGAGCAUGACCCUUAUUCAUCAGAAGUUUUGUUCGAUUCAAUGUCAAGCACUAAUGCUGUUCUUGACCCUAUCCACGAUUCUCUUUCCUUCGAUAUGGUUGACUUCUCCACAGCACCAACAACAGAAGGAAACCACAACGAUGAGGCAAAGCAAUUGGUGGUGAAAUCUGAAGGGCAGAAUAAGGAAAGGUCUUACAUUGGUGUGAGAAAAAGGCCUUGGGGAAAAUUUGCAGCAGAGAUCAGAGACACAACGAGGAAUGGCACUAGGGUUUGGCUUGGAACCUUUGACACUGCAGAGGCUGCUGCUUUGGCUUAUGACCAAGCUGCAUUUUCCAUGAGAGGCCAAAGUGCUGUACUCAAUUUUCCAGUCAAAAGGGUCAAAGAGUCUUUGCAAGAGAUCCAAUAUAGCUGCUUCUUCAAUGGAUCUUCUUCUCCCGCACUUGCACUCAAAGAGAGGCACUGCAUCCAAAGAAAAUUGUCAUCAAAAGGUAAAAAGUGUAAAGGGAAAGAGACAUCAGAAAGUGUGGUUGUGUUAGAAGAUUUGGGAGUUGACUAUCUAGAGCAACUUCUAAGCUUAUCUGAUCAAAGUGAAAGCCCUAGCUACUUCAACUAUUAAACAUGCUUCACUAUUUUUUCUUGCUGUUUAUGGCUUUUUUACACCAUCAAUUUCUAGCUAGCUAGGGCGAGUGUAUGUAUUAUGGUUUCUCUGAAUAUACAAGCCCAGCUCCAUAAAUUUGAUUCUGUGAUGAU